This is a messenger RNA of Fusarium redolens, 1545 nucleotides long. RefSeq names its product amidase signature domain-containing protein. The record is from RefSeq and is a predicted model, not a curated record. NCBI's taxonomy places the organism in Eukaryota, Fungi, Ascomycota, Sordariomycetes, Hypocreales, Nectriaceae. The coding region runs from base 1 to 1545 and encodes 514 amino acids. The transcript is spliced from 9 exons.
AUGUUUACCUGGGCGAAUCUCCGUCAAAUGGCGCCCUUUUUCUCGCAGAGUCGCACUCUGCCUGAUCUCCUCACCGUUGACGCCAAGACUCUCGCAUCCGGAUUGACGAAUGGGCAUUUCACGAGUGUUGACUUGGUGGAGAAGAGUCUUGAGAUGAUUCAGAAGCAUGACAAGUACCUUCAUGCGAUGUUGAGCAUGGUUUCGAGGGAUCAAUUACGACAAAGAGCGGAGGUGCUUGAUAAAGAGCGAAAGGAGGGCAAGAUUCGGGGGCGUUUGCAUGGGAUCCCGAUUGUGAUCAAGGACAACAUCGCGACGGUUCCUGAGCUGGGAAUGGAAACGACUUGUGGAUCUUGGGCUCUGCAUGGCAUGACGCCGACCUCGAAUGCCGAUCUCGUUGACAAGCUGAUCCAAGCCGGACUCAUCAUCAUCGGCAAAGCGAAUCUGAGUGAAUGGGCAUACUACCGAAGCAACGCCCUGCCAAGUGGUUGGUCCGGCAAAGGUGGUCAAUGUCAAUCCGCCUACGUUCGCGGUGGUAUCGAUCCUGAGGACAGCAACAACGGUCACAGCAACCCCUCCGGCUCAUCAACGGGUUCAGCAGUCGCAGUGUCCGCAGGUUACGCUCCCCUCUCCAUCGGCACCGAAACAGACGGAUCCCUUGUAUCUCCAGCAUCCCGAGCAGCUUUGUACACGAUCAAACCGUCAAUCGGGCGAGUUUCCCAGUCUGGAAUCAUUCCAAUCAGUCAUACGAUGGACUCUGCUGGACCCAUGGCCAAAACACCACACGAUCUCGCCGCUUUACUCGAUGUGAUCUCAGGGACUGAGGAGUUUGCGACUCUGGGAGGAUCUUGGGAUGAUUUGUCAAUUGCGACUGUUGAUUUCAAGAAAUGGUGGCCAGGGGAGGAUUAUCUUAAACCUGUUGAGAGUGCGACAAAGCAGAUGCACGCCGAGAUUCAAGCUGCGUACGACAAGAUGGAGGGACUUGCCAAGAAGUAUGUUGGGGACGUUCCUCUUUCACUCCCUUCCGAGUCUUUCAUGCUCGACGGGAAGGACAGUGAGGGAGUCAUCAUGAUGGCCGAUUUCAAGCACGAUCUGAACAAAUAUCUCGAGUCGGCGGAAAACUCCAAGAUCCAUUCUCUCAAAGAUCUUAUUCAGUUCAACAAGGCGCAUGGCGAUCUCGAAAUGCCUCCUGGCUACGAUGACCAGGGACUCUUGAUCGACGCCGAAGAAUUGGAUCUGUCGUCCGAAGACUACGAAAAGAACCUGUCUCACCUGCGAAAGGUUACGCGCGACAAUGGACUAGAUUACAUCUUCAAGGAAUACGGUGUUGAUGUGAUUGUCGGAUCAAGCGACACAGCUAUCAAGGCAUUUGCAAGUGGAAGCGGAUACCCCGUUGGAAAUGUUCCACUCGGAUACCUGGACUUCAACGGAAGACCUUUUGGACUCGCCGUUCUCGCAGCAAAGAACCAAGAAGCCAAGAUAUUGAAGUUCAUGAACGCAUGGGAGGGUACUUUCGGUCCGAGAAAAGCUCCGCCGAUGCUUCAGUGA